Messenger RNA from Anisakis simplex (herring worm), 369 nucleotides. The record is from the annotation of a GenBank genome assembly. NCBI's taxonomy places the organism in Eukaryota, Metazoa, Nematoda, Chromadorea, Rhabditida, Anisakidae.
AUUCCGUGGUUUAAAAAUUUCCGUGGCACAAUCGAGCGAAUGGACGAGCAACGUUUUGCGUGCAGUGGUGAAAUAGCGAUAUUGAGUGAUGACACCGUGGAAAUAACCGAGUUACCGAUCAGAGUGUGGACGCAGAAUUACAAAGAGAGCGUGGUGGAGGCGAUGUUGGAGGGCUCAGAGAAGCAGAAAUAUACGAUACAAGAUUAUAAAGAGUAUCAUACGGAUGCAACGGUACGAUUCGUGAUAAAAAUGACUAAAGAGAAACUCAGAGAGGCUGAAAUGGAAGGUCUUCAUAAGGUGUUCAAACUUCAAACCGCUAUUAAUACAACAUCAAUGGUUCUGUUUGAUGCAGCUGGUUGUUUGCGUAAA